Messenger RNA from Protobothrops mucrosquamatus (brown spotted pit viper), 2784 nucleotides. Its product is annotated as NACHT, LRR and PYD domains-containing protein 12. The transcript has 6 exons. Gene Ontology annotation, molecular function: ATP hydrolysis activity. The record is from RefSeq and is a predicted model, not a curated record. The coding region runs from base 4 to 2784 and encodes 926 amino acids. NCBI's taxonomy places the organism in Eukaryota, Metazoa, Chordata, Lepidosauria, Squamata, Viperidae.
CACAUGGCUGAUUUUGCACAUUGUUCGCAUCUAAUCCAGGGCUAUCGGGAUCAGCUUGUGCAUUGGCUUGAACCAUGUCCAGCUCCUCUGCUUCACUGGCUUUAUGGCUCAGGCCUCAUCACUCGGUCGGAGUAUUUCUCCUUGCUGGAGGUCAGACCCAAGGAGAACCAGGUCAUUUCCAUUCUGGAGAGGGUCAGCCACAAGCCAGCAGCAAGCCAAAUAUUUCUGGAGAAGCUGAAGGAACUUCAAGAGAUCUACAGCCCUGAUCUUCAGCACUGGCUGCAAGAGACUGUGCUCCAGCGGAGCAAAAUGAAACUUUUUAUAAUUCCACCAGAUCCUCCACCUUCCAGAAGGAAUUUGCUGACGUUUUGUCAACCCAAAAAAUAUAAAUUCCCACGGAUAUCUGCAGCUGCCCUGCAAAACCACCGUCGCUUGUUGCUGUCCCAAAGUGAGAAGCUGCGCACCGAUAUGGAAGACACUGAGCCAUGCAAAUGUCCUGAAGUCUACUACCCCAACCUCCUGCUACUCAACAGGCCCUAUUCCAGCCCCACCAGCCAUGAUUACUUGCAGUUGGCUUCUCAUCAGACAUGGCUUCGUUCCUACCACGCCUCGUCCCAUCUGGACCUGUGUCAUCUUUUCUCUCCUUUCCCCCAGGAGAGCUCCUCACCUCACCGGGUGAUGCUGAGUGGCCCUGCUGGGAUCGGCAAGACUGUCCUUGUCCAUAAGGUCCUCCAUUAUUGGGCACUAGGCAGAGCCUUCCAAGGUUUUCUUUGCGUCCUGGAUUUUUCCUUCCAGGAGCUCAGUCUCAUCACCACAAGCCAGAGUUUGGAAGAGUUGAUUUGCACUAAGUUCACACAUCUGAGCAGAGUUCUUCCUGCGUUGCUGGAGCGACCGAGGGAGCUGCUCCUGAUUUUGGAUGGACUGGACGAGUUCAGGCAUCCCCUGGACAGCAAACAUCCUUGCCUCUGGCCAGAUGAGUCAGGCCACGUGAAAGAUCUGGUGUACGGUCUCCUCUAUGGCACCUUGCUUCCCGAGUCCACCAUUUUGGUCACAUCCAGGUCUUCUGUUCCUCUCCCACCAGAACUUUUUAACCGUCAUGUUUUUAUCCUUGGUUUACAAGAGGCACAGGUGAAGGACUACAUCUCCCAGUUCUUCCAGAGCUCCAGUCGUGGCAUGGAAGUGAUGAACUACCUUUCAACUCACCAUGGCUUAGCUAACUUUACUUUCAUUCCCCUUUACAGCUUCAUUCUCUGUACAGCUCUGGGCCAAUACUUCCCAGAUGAGGGGCCGAUCCGAGCCUCCCCACCCAGCACCGUCACUGAGCUCUAUCUGCUUUAUGUGUGCACCAUCUUGAAGUUUCACAAGCCUCCUUCUCCACCAGAGGAAGCAAUGAAAUGGGAUCUGAGGAGGGACAAAGAUUUGCUGCUGCAGCUUGGCCAGCUGGCCUAUGCUGGCCUGCUAAGGGGACAGACUGUGUUCUAUGCAGAUGAACUACAGGAGUUUGGUUUUGGUCUACAAAACCUGCCACCUGUUUAUCUGAAUCAGAUCUUCUUCAAGGAGACCAAUGGACUCUACAGUUUUUUCCACUUGACCAUACAGGAAUUUUUGGCUGCAUUAUACUCCGUGGUUCACUUGGACUUUAACACUGGCGAAUUAACUGAUUGCCUGGAUCUCUGGUGGAAUGGAAAAACUCCAGAAACUCAAGAUGACAGUAGCCUUCUGCGCCCAGCAGAGGAAUCUGAGAGUGGAUUUUACAGUUCUACCUGGCAAUCUCUGAAUAGACACCCACAGUGGGACAAACUGCAAAUGUUUUCCAGGUUUUUCAUGGGACUGUUGACCUCUAGACUGGAAGGCAAGCUGGAAGGACUGCUUGGGAGUAGUUGGGAAGGAGAACCAAUCAUGCUUUUGGCAAACUGGUUUGGAAAAAAGGUUUCACGUGAAUCAGGUCAGAAGCUGCUGUCCUUGAUACAUUGCUUAGCAGAGCUGCACCAGGAUGAUGUGACCCAGGAGGUCAUUUCCAUGAUGGACAAGGUGGACCUGUGCAAAGUGACAUUGAACCUAGCUGAUUGCACAGCUUUGGCAUAUGUCCUGAGUUGCUCAAAGUCUCGGCUGCUUCCAAAUCUCAACUUAAGUUACAGCAAUAUGGGCACCGGAGGACUGAAGCAAUUGCAGGACCAUCUCCCUCGCUGCAAAACUUUGCAAUUGCAAUACAAUUCUCUAGACUGGGAAGCAGCCAAAAUCGAAGCAACUAUUCUAAAGUCCCCCCAGUGCUGUCUGAAAAGACUGGUGCUUCAUGGGAACCGGCUGGGAUCCAGUGGGGCAAGUCUCUUGUGGAACGCCCUUCGCGAUAACACCACCCUAGAAGAGCUUUAUUUGGAUCUUACAGACCUAACGGACAGAGGCCUCCAUAACAUUUUUGAUUCUCUAUCGGGAAACACAACUCUCCGGCUUCUGAGUAUUCCAGGGAACAGAUUCAGCCAAGGAGGCCAACAUAUCCUCUCUGAAUUGUGCCGCAGAAACCCCAAACUUAAGAUUGUCAGCCGUUUCCUCUCUGGUGCGGCUUUGCUCCAGAGUUAUCUGGAUUGGGUGGACGAGAUCACAGUGGAGCCCAAGCAAAUGGAGUCGGUCAACAAUGCUGGAGCCCUGGACAUGAUUCUGGAAACAUUGGUGGACACAGACGAUCCAGAAGCUAGCCAGGAAGCUCAAGAAAAAGUGGGAGAGCUGAAGAAAAAGAUUUGUGCUAUCCUGAAAGAGGACCAAAAAAGAAGAAGAAAAGAGAUAUAA